GCGGCUUUGGCAAGGAAUUCGGCGCCCUCCCUCGCUAGCCCACCCCAAUUCUACGGAGAAAAAUCAAAUAUUUACCGAAACGACGAGGAAAUUUUCGGCAUUCUGGUACCAUGGAAAAGGAAAGUACAUUUGAUCACCGAUUUCAGCGCACUGAUCAGUGGAUGCCUGUUUAUUCCUGGUUAGAGUCACUUGAUACAGAUGAUGUGGUAAAAUCUAAAGACAUUUUAGAAUGGCUUACUGAGAAUGCAGAAAUCAGAGAACAGUUAUCCUCGAGGCAUUCACGUUACCAUUUGAUGCAUUACAUUAAAAAGUGUCAUGUGAAAAUUCUAAAGAGAAAGGGGAAGAAGGUAUUGACAUUCAGUAGCAGUGUGCGCUCAGCAAAAUUUCUUGAAAGUAGGGAAGAGAAACAGCCUGCUAUGAUCCAGUGUGCUGGCAAUAGUCUAAGCAGCCUACCAAAAGACAGCGAAAUCUAUAAAACAAAACAAGCUGAAGCUAUUCGGAAAUAUGAACUUUUAUUGGAGUUCGAGAAACAACUGUUGGGCGCCUUCCCGAGCGAGAAAAUGUAAUCAGGCAUGGCUCCCUAGUUUACUUGGGUAGCAAUUUGGUGUGGCUUUGGCUUUAGUUUUAUGAUAUGAUGUAGUUCUCUUGUUGGCCAGGCUAAUCCUUUAUCUUAAUGGUGCAAAUUUUCUCUGUAAAUGUUUUUUUCCUGUUAAACAGUUUAACACCCCUACUCCCCUAGCACCAAGGAAAAAAGAACUCUCUUUAGGAGUGUUGGCAACUUGGAUUCUGGACCUUUUUGUCUCAUAAUGUGAGGAAAUAUUUUGUUGAUGUUAUUGAGGCAGCUUUGUCAAUUGUUAUACCAUGGACCAGAGUUCAUACUGCAUUGUGAAUCACAAUACAAAAA
Molecule: messenger RNA, 904 nt
Organism: Ipomoea triloba (trilobed morning glory)
Lineage: Eukaryota; Viridiplantae; Streptophyta; Magnoliopsida; Solanales; Convolvulaceae
Exons: 5
Coding region: 111-566 (151 amino acids)
Source: RefSeq, a predicted model, not a curated record